GUGAUUUGCACUGAUCUCCUGUAUCACUAGCUAGCUGGGCAGCCGGCUAGCCAGCAGUUUUUUUCCUCCCAAUACUUUCAUCCAUGAUGGCGGAGGAUAGCGAAUCCGCAGCCAGCCAGCAGAGCUUGGAAUUAGAUGACCAGGACACAUGCGGGAUAGAUGGAGACAACGAGGAAGAAAAUGAACAUAUGCAAGGGAGCCCUGGGGGUGACAUGGGAGCCAAAAAGAAGAAGAAGAAACAGAAGAGGAAGAAAGAAAAGCCAAGCUCGGGGGGAGCUAAAUCAGAUUCCGCUUCUGACUCACAAGAGAUCAAGAACCCAGCCAUCCCCAUGCAGAAGCUGCAGGACAUCCAGAGGGCCAUGGAGCUACUGAGCACCUGCCAAGGCCCGGCCAAGAACAUCGAUGAGGCCAGCAAGCACAAGUACCAGUUCUGGGACACACAACCUGUCCCUAAACUCAACGAGGUGGUGACAACCCACGGGCCCAUCGAGCCGGAUAAGGAGAACAUCAGACAGGAGCCAUACUCCCUCCCACAGGGCUUCAUGUGGGACACGCUGGACCUGAGCAACAGUGAAGUGCUGAAGGAGUUGUAUACCUUGCUGAAUGAGAACUACGUAGAGGACGAUGAUAACAUGUUCCGAUUCGACUACUCCCCUAACUUUUUGAAAUGGGCGUUGCGGCCCCCCGGCUGGCUCACGCAGUGGCACUGCGGGGUGAGGGUCUCCUCCAAUAAGAAGCUGGUUGGCUUCAUCAGCGCCAUCCCUGCUGAUAUUCACAUCUACGACACGUUAAAGGGGAUGGUGGAGAUCAAUUUUUUGUGUGUGCAUAAAAAGUUGCGCUCGAAGCGGGUAGCUCCAGUGCUCAUCCGUGAGAUCACACGCCGGGUGAACCUGGAGGGAAUAUUCCAGGCUGUGUACACUGCUGGUGUUGUUUUGCCUAAACCUGUAUCCACAUGCAGAUACUGGCAUCGUUCUUUGAACCCCAGGAAGCUAGUGGAGGUGAAGUUCUCUCACCUAAGCAGAAACAUGACGUUACAGAGAACUAUGAAGUUAUACAGACUUCCAGAUAGCACGCGCACCCCUGGUCUGAGGCACAUGACGGAGGCGGACGUGCCUCAGGUGACUUCUCUCCUGCUGAAGCACCUGAGUCAGUUCCACCUGAGGCCAGUCAUGCGAGAGGAAGAGGUGCACCACUGGUUCUUGCCACAAGACAACAUCAUCGACACAUUCGUAGUGGAGAGUCCUGGUGGCGUUCUGACAGACUUGACCAGUUUCUACACCCUCCCCUCUACAGUAAUGCACCACCCACAGCACAAGUCUCUCAAGGCAGCUUACUCCUUCUACAGCGUCCACACACAGACUCCCCUCAUCGACCUGAUGAACGAUGCUCUCAUACUGGCCAAACUGAAAGGCUUUGAUGUGUUCAAUGCUCUGGACCUAAUGGAGAACAAGACCUUCCUGGAGAAGCUCAAGUUUGGCAUUGGAGAUGGCAAUCUGCAGUAUUAUCUCUACAACUGGAAGUGCCCACCAAUGGAGCCAGAUAAGGUUGGACUUGUUCUACAGUAAAGACGCCACACUCACUCAGAGGGCCACUCCCACCUCUCCAUCUGAUCUGGACGUUGAGGUAGUCCUCAGGAACAAAACUUUAAAAUUAAAAAAAUAAUUAAAAAAAAAGACGACGAGAAACCCAAACCUGUCAAAACUGAACGCUAAGACUUUUAAGCUGCUCUUGUGAUCACCACCUGAGGGCGCUCUCUCCUCCUCGUUAUCCUGAAUGUGAAUGGCACCAUCCAUGUCAAAGUGGCUCAUACAAAAACAAGAUCUCUCUCCAUCACGACUACAUACAGUUCACAAUUUUAACUCCCGUCAACUGUGCACAAACAUACAUACACAAACGCCAUCCAUUCAGUGCAUUUUCAUGCUUAUUAUCAUAAUACCGUGGUCUACCUGCACACACAAUUCAUUGGAGGGAGUUGUGUAUGACAUUGUUAUUUUUUUUGUUUGUUUGUUUGAUUAUUUUGUACAGUUAAGGUGCAUCAGUGUUUGACAAAACAUUUAGAACUCUGUACAGUUACUGGCAGAUAUUUAUUAUCCGUUGUUAUGUGGGGCGGGAGGGGAAUGGUUACAAUCCAGUUUGUUUUUGUGAUUUCUUUUCCCCAAUCAGAGCCUCUAUUGUUUGAAUUGGGGGUGGGGUGGGGUGGGGUGACGACUAAUGGGGGUGGGAGGUAAUGUGGGUAUUUCCAAGGAAGAAUGUAUUUUGCAUUUUUGAAGCACAACCUAAACAUAAAUGAACAGAUUGCUCUGUGGUGCGUUGUUUUACUUUCAUGUUUUGGGUUGUUUUUUUUAUGUAAUUUUGCUGUGUACGUUUGGAGUGUUUGGGUUGUGAGGAGACAAUGUUCUAGACCUGUUUAAAUUAUAAUUUAGCAGGGGAAGCUUGCAGGUAGAAUAUCCUCACUACAUACAUAUUCCUGACGAUGCUGAUAGUAUUUUCUGUUUAAGUUAUGGUAUGUUUUAAUUCAUUUCCUGGCAGUAUUUGUCCUUUUUUAUUUUAGAAUAAAAUCAAGAACAAGACAAAUAGAUGUUUGAAAAGGUACCCACUUGUUCUGAUAUGGUGAGGAGAAUCCAGCACGUGGUGCACAGCCAUUCUCCUUCACACAGAAACAGUGAUUGUUUUAAAAGCCAUCACAUUGUGAAUUCUUACGUUUCAUUUGAGGAAUGUUCAUGGGUGACAAAAAAAAGCAUGGAUUACCACAGAUUUAGUCAAAACAAAAACGACAACCCUUGCACUACCCAAGGGCUUCUCAACAUGACUUGCUUUAAAAAUGGUUUCUGGCGAUUUUUUUUUUUUUUUUUUCUCUCUGUGAAAUCGAACCGUGUCAAAACGUCUAAACAAUCCAACCAGAUGAUCCAAGUGUCUGCGGUACUGUUGUUGUAAUAUCUCGCAAUAGAAGCACCCUGCAGAUGUCGUAUUGCUCUGGGAUGCUAUUCUGAAGCCUGGUUGUAUGCGCAUGCACAUGAGCCAUGUUUGUACGUGUUGUGGUAUGAAUGCCCAGAAAUUGGAGCCGCUAUGACAACACCCAAAGUACUUGCCUUAUUUGAGAGGUUUUCUUUUUUUAAUAUAAAAUGUGUAGUUUUGAAAUGCUCAGCUUUCUCUUUCUGAAAACAAUAUUUUUAUUGAGCUCCAUCGCAAGUUGUUUAAGAAAUUGAAAAUUUACCAGCACCAUGAGUACAUGACGAUCAUCCAACUAUGGGAAUUGUUUUAAAUAUAGUACACAGUGAAUUAUACCAGCAUGGAUUUGACUGAAAAUAAAUUCAUCCAAAUUAUGAGACUAAA
Molecule: messenger RNA, 3333 nt
Organism: Clupea harengus (Atlantic herring)
Lineage: Eukaryota; Metazoa; Chordata; Actinopteri; Clupeiformes; Clupeidae
Gene: nmt2
Product: N-myristoyltransferase 2
Exons: 12
Coding region: 84-1565 (493 amino acids)
Biological process (GO): N-terminal peptidyl-glycine N-myristoylation
Cellular component (GO): cytoplasm
Molecular function (GO): glycylpeptide N-tetradecanoyltransferase activity
Source: RefSeq, a predicted model, not a curated record